Messenger RNA from Puccinia graminis f. sp. tritici CRL 75-36-700-3, 4848 nucleotides. RefSeq lists its product as uncharacterized. The transcript is spliced from 9 exons. The record is from RefSeq and is a predicted model, not a curated record. Lineage: Eukaryota; Fungi; Basidiomycota; Pucciniomycetes; Pucciniales; Pucciniaceae. Bases 1610 to 4300 code for a protein of 896 amino acids. Gene Ontology annotation, biological process: regulation of DNA-templated transcription; DNA-templated transcription. Gene Ontology annotation, molecular function: DNA-binding transcription factor activity, RNA polymerase II-specific; DNA binding; zinc ion binding.
CCAUGAAAGUCUUGUAGUCGACUGUUGCCGAAGUGCUGGCCGAGGCCCUCCCCCCCUAUAUUUACAGGCCCCUAUAAAUAUAUUAUAUUAUAUUGUAUUCUGUUUGGAAGACGAGUGUUUCAGCAAGCUCGCUGCCUCCACCGAUCAUCAGUCCCCAAUUCUUCCCCGCCCAACGCACGCUGAUCGACAUGUAUCAAGGUGCUUUUUUUCGUUACCUUUCUUAUCUUUUCCAUCCGUUUCCUUUCAUUUCCUUUCCUUUCCUUUCUUUCUUUGUUGGCUUCUCACCUCGUUCUCCAACAAACGAACGAACGAACGAACCAUCGGAUCACUGCUGACCGAGGACCCCCCUCCCCUGCUGGCUGGAUAGCUAGACUCAGACCCGUUCGGUUGUGUGUUGAUUACACCAAACACAACAGUCGAGACCACAAUUCAAUUCUUCCUCCCUCCAGGGAAUAUCUCAGUCUGUAGAUACAAGAGAUCUUCUCGAGUGGAGGCUGGCUUGAUUGUUUUGCUAUUUUAACAAUCCAUUUUACAUAUCCAACAAUAUUGAACAGACGGCCUCAAGUGCAAGUCAUCUUAAUAUCAUAGCAGAACUCAUGGUUGAUUGUAGUUAUCUUCAACCAUAUUCGAUUGACUGUUGAUUUCCUUGAACCAGCUGGCAGGCUUCCUCUGAUUCUGGAAUCUGAACCACUCUCGGCUUGACUCUGACUCUGGGCCUCUGGCUCUGUCAAUCGAGUGUGUUUCGUGCUUUGAUUCUUCUCGAAUAUUGUUCAAAUUUCUCGUUAAAAACUCCUUGGAAGCUCAGGAAGAAGGUAAAGUAAACAAGUCAGUCAGUAAGUAUGUAUGUAUGCAGUUUAGAACUUUACUAGCACUUCCUCCCUCUUCCUCCUGAACAUCAAUCCGCGUACAGAGCCUUCAACUACGACAAAGCCCGAGUUUUGUACAUAUUUAAGUUGUAGGAAGUUCGGUUGAUCCCUUUAUAACGAAUAUUAUAAAGUGUGUACAACCCAAGUCAUCCAGCCGGCGUACACUGUUUGUUUUGAUCUUUGUAUUGCGUUAUAAUAUAACCAGCUGGCAUCUGUACUACCAUCUCUGUCGGGUAUCAUCUCAUAAGCUUCUUUAGGGGGUCUUUCUUGAUCUCAAAGUGCCAAAACCACAACAAACACAUCCAGCUGCAAUCUCCUUCCUGCCGGCAAUCCGUCCCUUCUCGUACUAGGACCCUCUGAUUCUACUGUCUCUCCUCAGACGGUGUCACCUGUUCCCAAAGCCAGUAGUAACACCUCAGCAUCUUGGGGGCUGCUUCCACUGUGUCUUUCUUAAAUAGCAUCUUCUUCUAAUUGGUUCCCAGUCCUUCCCCCUCCUCUUCUCAACACCCACGCCCAACUUGCAAAGAUCGUGUUGUACUAGUGCCCUCUUCUGACCUGGUUCAUGUUCUUCUUCUUCCUUCCUGCCUCUUCUCAACUCAGGAUUUAACUUCGGUGAACCAGACCUCACAGGCUGGCCAGCCCUCCACCCUCAAGAUCCCUCCAAUCAGAUAUCUCUUGCCUAUAACCCAUCCACCUCCACCCGCACUGCCACCCCAGCCCAGCUCGCCUCUGGGAUUCCCGCCAUGUCCAACCCCAACCCCAGCUCAGCCACUCCAAACCCCAACUCCAACUCAGCCCCUCACAGCUCACAGCCUGCCGGUAGCUCCUCCCAGCCUACCGCCAUGCCAUCCCAGCCAUUCUCAUUCUCGCCUCCCUAUAACACCAUCUACCCAUUCAACUCCUCAUUCCCCAGCCAACCUCACCUGGAUCAGUCCGCCAAUUUUAUCCUAGACCCCGUCAGUUAUCAUCCUCAGCAACCCCCAAAGCUGAUGCCUUCAACCAAUCAACUCCAGCUCUCAUCCUCCCAAAAAAGGCCUCUGGUCCCCGCCCCGCCUCACACCUCCUCGUCUACCAACCCGCCCAUAUUUACCGCCCGGCGUCCAGCGCGUCCAAUCACCAAGUGCGAUCGUUGUCGGAGUCGCAAAUCUAAGUGUGAUUCCGGCCAGCCCUGCUCAUCAUGCCAGAGAUCAAGAGCCGAGUGUAAAUACACCGAUGGCCGCCCAACCAAGGGCGUUCCGGAGGGGAGCUUGGCCAGUGCCUCUUACUCGCAAAAUCAACUGAUAAGCAGCGCCAGUUCGUUGAAGAGAGACCGUCAGAAUUUGAUGGCCAAGAUGGACACCCUCCAGAGGCUUCUCAACGAUGUCACCGCUCGCCAGGCCGUCCAAGCUUAUGAGCUCAACUUCAGCCUACAAAAUCGUAUCCCUUCCUGUGACACUGGCUUCGGUAUCGACCUCGAAGCUGAUAACCUCAUCACCCAUUUCUCCAAGUUGUGGCUCAGAAAAGAGCCCGAUCAAAGUUUUUUCAAGGCCACCCAUCCUGCUUUGGUUCAACUUCGGCAACACCAAAUCCCCCGUUGGCAACAGUCAUCACGCUGGACGAAUUGGUCGGAUUACCAAGCAGAAAGUAGAUACCAACAAUUGACAAAGUUUGAUCCAUCGAUGCUACCGGACCAGAACGAAUGCCGGGAUCUUUUCCGUCGAUUUCUGCUGUCGUGCGAUUGGUACUUCGAAGUAUUGACAGAGGCGGAGAUGAAUGUGGCGGAGGCGGAGGUGCACCACUAUCGAUCCUUAGGCAUCACUCCGACCUCUCCCGAACAAUGGACCCGAGUCGGACUGGCUCUAGCGGUCUGUCGACUCACCCUGGCUUGUUUGGAUUGGGCCGGGACGAACGAAAGUGAACAGCUCUCUCGGAAACGAUGCGAACGGAUCUUGAAGUGGUGUGAUUUAUCCGUCCUGGCUCUCCAGAAAGCCGACAUUGACCAAAACCCGACCGUCGAGGUCAUGCGGGUUUUGAUCAUUUUGACCUCAACAAUAUUCUUUGAGACUGAUUACGGUUUGAUGGGAAGCUCGCCUCAAAUGCUCAAGCUCCACUCAGUAGCAGUUGAUGUUUCUGAACGACUAAACUUGCAUCGCGACCCUCCGAGCUAUUUGUCCUCGAAGGAAAAAGAUGAUCGUCGUCGGAUGUGGUGGGCUCUGGUGACCAUUGAUUCACAUUUUUACUCCACCGGGGCAACAUCCCAUAGCGUCCUGAGCCUUCAAACUUCAGAUACCAAGCUCCCAGUGUCUCGGCAGAUUUAUGCCUCGAAUGGGUUUACAGACGACCACAUGCCCUUUUUGGACCUUCGCUCGGCUCGUAGUCGAUUCGAGCUCGGGAAGUUCAAUAACCGGUGCUGCCAGCUUCUGGCACAGCGAAAACCGCUGGCAACCCUAUCAGACAUCUGGAAACUCGAUCAGGAUUUAAUUGCCCUCGAGGCAAGCGUUCCCCCUGAACAGCGUUUGGCCAGUGAUCUCGACCUCUCCAAUCUGUUUCAAAGGCCGCUGCGUCCACCAGGCGCAAUAGACGAGGCCCUAAGGAAUGGUCAACAAGUCUUCUACAUCGGGUUUUGGCAUAUCAGAUCUAAAAUCCAUCGAGGAUUGCUUUAUACAAAACAAACUUCCUCCGACUCAAUCAAGUCCUCAAUUAACGUUGAUGCUCACCGCGAAAUAGUCAGGAGGAGUAGCUAUUGUCUGCUCCAUCUUUACCGCCACACCAAGCUCCCCACUGCGUUUAUCUCGGCAAUAGCCAGUGCGGCUCUGACACUGUCAUUGGAACUGAUCGACCAACCCUCACAACCAAACAACUGCGAGAUACGGACGAUCAUCAUCGAGUGCUUUUCGCGCUUGCAGACCAACUCAUCGCCGAUCAUCGGGAGGGCGUGCCAGGUGUUGGAGUACUUCCUCGACCCAACACAGCCUCGUGUGGGCGUCCCGCGAAGCUAUGAAGGCGGCUUGAGCAAGUGGCAUGAGCUCGACACGCCGGGUGCCUUCCGCUGGCAGACCGAGGCCAGCCGCGAGAACCGGUUCGACUGGUUCGCCCCUUCGGCGGCCGAACAGCGGGCAGCAGACAGUGCACUCGGCCUGAGCACCAAUCCGGCCUUCCAAGUCGACGCCCAGGAAAUCUGCUACCCGCUCAAGCCGAAUCCACAACAGGCUUGCGAAGUCCAAGGUACACCCAUGCUGGACCUCUGUUACCCUCUCAAACCAAGUCCAGAACAGGCUUCUGAAGCCCACACUAGCCCGGUGCUCGACCUAUGUUACCCGCUCAAACCCAGUCCGGAGCAGACUUCCGAGAUGCAUGGGAUCGAUCUUUGCUACCCUCUCAACACGAGCAUCCAACAGGGGACGGAUGCUCAGGGUAACCCGAUCCUUAACUGGGCCUGUCCACCUUUUCCUUAGUCGACCAUAUAUAAAUCCAUGUUUCUAUCGCCCUUUUCAUGUCUUCCUCGAUCACCACCAUCGUCAGCUUGUACAUUAUCCACUACGGAUCGAAAAAAAAAAAAUCAAUGAAUGAAAGUACUGUUUUUGUAUGUGUCCUUGAUCUUGGUCUUCAUUGAUCUUGGCAAACUUGUUUUUUUUCUUUUCAGUCUUUAUAAACAUGAAGAGGAGACGUGAUCUCAUCAAGAACCGAUUUCAAUUUACAUUUUUACAUUAUUUCUUCUUUUUUUUUAAUAUUUAUCUACUUAACUUCAUUCUUAUUUACAUAUUUUUGUUUUGUUUUGUUCUGUAAUCUUCUUCAUUUGAUCAUUAGGCAUCUGCGCAGGAUUUACUUCCACACACACACACACACAAAAAAAAAGAAAAAAUGCUCCACCGAAAUAAGAAUCUACAACACCCAAUAACAGUUGAUCAGUUGAAGACUUGGGUUGGGAAAUCUCUUGAUUUUUUCUAUCAUGAUUAGCACUCUUGAAGAAUCACAUCAAGCAGAAUAGCAGAAAAAUUAUAAU